GUUAGAGACAGUGUCUUAGAGAAUCAGAGCAAUGAAGAUCAGCAUAUCAAAAUGUAAGUGGUGAGUGAUUUUAAAAGACUAGAAAGAAGGGCACUCUAGCGGCUUGUCCUCCAGGUUCAGGUUCUCUUCACUGUUUCUGGCCAGCAGUUGUGGUUCUGUUUGAAGACCCAUAGCCUCAGCUGCAUGAAGGAAUCCAACUCCAAAGAUAUCCCAUGUCAGAAGAAGAUUAAGACAAUGUGUCUCUGAAUCGAGAAGCACUGAGAAGAUUAUGUCCAUGAAUUAGCGAGGGAAGAUAAAUGGUGAAGAGCUGGUUGAGAAUGUCAAAGAAAAUGGAAGCAGGGACACUCCUGAUGCUGUUGAUGUCAAACAUCCUUCUGUGGGAGAAUGUGGCCUCUGUGCCCAGGCAUGCCAGUGGGGCUGGGCGUGGUGAGAUGUCUCUACAUGGCCUGCUUGAUCAUGCCAUCAUUCUAGCUCAUAAUGUCACUGAGCUCAUUGCAGAAAUGAACAGUGUAUUUCUGGAGGAUGUGCUAUAUAAACCAGGCAGGUGGUUCCCUGAAAGAGACCUUACUGCCUGCCACCGAUCACCAUUUACUAUUGCAGUGUCUAAAGAAGGAACCCAACAGAGGCUGGGUGUAUUCCUGGUGAAAGAGAUGAUUGGUAUGUUGGAAACUUGGACAUUCUCUCUAUAUCAUAUAGCAAAUGAAAUGAGUCAUAUGGAGGAACCCCCUGAUGAGAUUAUAUCAAGAGCCAAAAACAUUGAAGAAAAAAUCAAAGAACUUAUGGAUGUUCUUAAAGGUAUACUCAACAAGAUUCAACCUGGAUCCCCAGAAAAUGAGAGAUUCCCUAUGUGGAAUGAACUGGCAUACUUGCGGUCACCUGAUGAAGAACGUCGCCAUUUUGCUUUUACAAACUUAUUCCAGUGCUUGCUCCAGGAUUCACGGAAAUUUGACUCAAAAGUCAGACUACUGAAGUGUAGACUUAUCUAUAAUAGAGAUUGCUAAUCUCACAACCAUCCAAUUUACUUUAGAAUGAUUGUGUUUAAUCUUUCUAGUUUUAACCAAUUUUAAAUUUUUAACUUUGGAUGAAUGUUUUUAUGUGAAGAAUCCUUCAUUAGAAAUAAAAUGGACUCUUUAAACAUAUUAAUGUCUAAAA
Molecule: messenger RNA, 1152 nt
Organism: Rattus norvegicus (Norway rat)
Lineage: Eukaryota; Metazoa; Chordata; Mammalia; Rodentia; Muridae
Gene: Prl6a1
Product: prolactin family 6, subfamily A, member 1
Exons: 5
Coding region: 297-1001 (234 amino acids)
Cellular component (GO): extracellular region
Molecular function (GO): hormone activity
Source: RefSeq, marked validated